Messenger RNA from Suillus subalutaceus, 2291 nucleotides. RefSeq lists its product as uncharacterized. The record is from RefSeq and is a predicted model, not a curated record. The transcript is spliced from 5 exons. NCBI's taxonomy places the organism in Eukaryota, Fungi, Basidiomycota, Agaricomycetes, Boletales, Suillaceae. Bases 31 to 2205 code for a protein of 724 amino acids.
ACCAGAUGAAGUUCAAAUUCAAGAAGCUGCAUGUCCCAUCCAUCUUUGUUGACCGCUGUACACGAUGUGCUCGUGCACUCCACGUUGCCUGUCCAAGCAACCGAGUCUGCUCAUCCUCUCAGCACUGAAUAUACUACAGUAACUGCGCAACUUGGUGCAGUCAUCAAUACAACUCACCGCCUAAAUCAUGCGCUGAACCAGCUUAAUGAUCUGCCCCUUGGCGAAAACGCCACCAAAUUCGUGGCCCUCAUGAAGGAGCACACGGCUUUGACAUCUUCGAUCAACCAGUCAGCUGCUGCCUCUGCUUCCCUCUCGUCUCUGCUGCGAGGAGACAACAGAGCAGUUUAUCCAGACACAAGUCCUCCCCAUCCUGCAAAGAUCGCGGAAUGGGGGCGUAAUCUUGGCAUGGAAGUUUUCGUAGACGGAUCGACGACUGUUCUCGCAGGCAAAGUGCUCGUACUGGAUAUUGAUAUUAACGACCAUGUCGUUGUCAAGACGUCCUUCGCCAAUAAUACAAACAGUAACGGGAACUCAGCGGCAGCACCAGAGCUAGACGCCUUUCUCGCGCGGGAAGUAACCCACUGGAUCAAUGCAGCGAGACGCGCUGCUGGCAGAGACACAGCUGUCGGACACUCAAGAGAGGAUCCUGCGAUUGAAGCUGCACGCCGUAGCCGUGCAAUACAGGAACACUUGCGAUAUCUCAUGAUGCUCGACGGGCUCGCGUCCUCUGAGAACGAGAAAGGACUUCGUUGGUUCAUGGAGCCAGCUGUAGUCUCAGAUCACAUUAGAAAGCAGGUUGCUUCACUACAGCCGCAAACUCUCGACAAAUUCUUGACACAACAUGCCCUUCCCCUACCCUUUCUCGUUACUCCUUCGCUAUCAUUCAUAGUCUGGCUUUCACCCCGUGCAUAUCUUCAACUCCUUCGCAGCUCUCCGCCAUCCAAACAAUCGUCAAUGUGGAACAUUGACAUCCCUAUGACUCAUCUCAUGACAUCGCUGCUUGAUACUCUAGAAGAUGUCACCAUCGCUACGCUGAAAUUGGUCCCUUGCACUGAAGUGGCAAAGUCCAAGAUGAACUCGAGCGAUGUCCCUGGAGAUCACACGCUUCUGACUACCCCUUCGCAGAUGUGGGUGCUCGAUUUCACCGCUAAGCUACCACAGAAUGGCGUGGUGAUGUGCCAGAACCGCAUGCGUGUAAUUCAAGGAAUCGUCGAGUCUCGACCCAUCGACCUGAUCUCAAUGGGGAGCAUGUCUAGCAUUGGCUCAAUGUCGAGUCUAGGUAACAUGAGCAAUAUGAACUUUGGAGAAUUUGGUGUGGCGUCUUCACAGACAAAUGGAAGCGGAGGAACUGGUAGAAGUUGGGUUGACUUAUUGGUCAAUAAAAAUUCAUCAGCAGAAUACUACACUGCAACUUAUAAAUCACCAAAUGACAUCCAUCCGCCGCUACAUCUUCGCCUUCUAGCACCUCUGGAACCAGGCUUUCUCCUGCAGAGAGUUCCGGUGAGGAGCGUAAAACAAAUCUCGCAAGUAUUAGAGGUUGUUAGAGAACAAUGCUGGCUCAACGAAUCACUGAGCAUAGUCCAGUGGUCGCCCGAACCCCAAGUGCUGCAAUCACCUCAACGACCGUCAAAUGCAGAACAAGGAACGCAACCAGAAGACGCGGCAUCAACUACUCUACUCGCCUCGGUCCUCGCAGGAACGAUCACGCCGCAAUCUAUUCCAGUGAACGUCUACCUCCCCUCCAGUGCUCUAUCGACAUUGUCCCAACCGAUCGAUCCGUUUACAUCACAACACAGCGGGCUUGGCAUGGGUCCUCCUGCAAGCGCAGGCUCCAGCAGUGGUGCAAGCUUGUUCGGUCCGGGCGACUUGGAGAUGGACAUGGACAUUCCAGGGCUGAGCAUGAGCAUGGGUGGGGGUGUGGACAUGGAUCUCGGUAUGGAUCUUUCAACCUCUGCUGAUCCCAUGCAGCAGCCACAUGGUCCCGAAACAUGCCCUCCUCCAAUGAUCGUGCUCACUUCACCGAGGCAUGUGCCUAGGAACGGGCUGGUCGAAAUACGGGUUACGUUGGGAGGGCAUGGUAGUGUAGUUGGGGAAAAUGGUGUUUGGGUUGAAGCCUCUCCAGGUGUUGAGACAGGAUAUAUGUCAGAUGUUGUGAGACGGGGAGGGGUGUGGAGUCUUCCUGGGCGAGUGUGGAACAAAGGAUAGUCAGUUGUUGGCUGGGAUGAAAGGUUCAGCAAGAAGGAUGUACCGUUGCUUAUGACUUGAAAUGAAGCUUGAAAGCUUGAGGAGCA